Thamnophis sirtalis is the source of this 7183-nucleotide messenger RNA. It is a transcript of the gene MAN1A1, whose product is annotated as mannosidase alpha class 1A member 1. NCBI's taxonomy places the organism in Eukaryota, Metazoa, Chordata, Lepidosauria, Squamata, Natricidae. Gene Ontology annotation, cellular component: endoplasmic reticulum; Golgi membrane; extracellular exosome. Gene Ontology annotation, molecular function: mannosyl-oligosaccharide 1,2-alpha-mannosidase activity; calcium ion binding. Gene Ontology annotation, biological process: mannose trimming involved in glycoprotein ERAD pathway; carbohydrate metabolic process. The record is from RefSeq and is a predicted model, not a curated record.
UUGGUUACCUGACAGCCAGCGUUGGAGGCGCCGGCAUGGGCAGUUCUAGAGAGAGCAGCCGCCCCAGGAGCUGACAAGAGUCCGCCCUUCAUCCCCCGUCGGCCGCUUAACCACGGGUCGCCACCGCCUGCCUGCCUUCAGCCCAGGGCUCCAACCGAGCGGGAAUCGUGUUUUUUGCAAAGAAGAGGCGGCGGCCGUGGCGGCGGCAGGGACUCGAGAAAACUUCCUGUCGCUGGGGAGGACGGCGAAGUUGUCCCCGGCAGCGGCGGCCCGAGGCGACGGGCGCGGGCUAGUCCCGCUGCUCGCCCGCUCUGAGUGGGGCUGGGGAGGCAGCGGCUGCUGCUGCCGCACGGGAGCCUUGCAAACGGGCCGCCCCGCGGUUGUCCCGCGGCGGCCGUCGCCAUCCUCUAGCAGCCGGACUUUAUCAGUGGGGCUGCCAUGCCAGCCGUCAGUUUGCUGCCGCUUUUCGGCAGCCCCGCCAACCCGGGCACUUUGGGUGGCUCCUUAGGCGGGGGUCCCUUGGGAGGGCCCGGGAGCCGAAAAGGGCCCGGCCCCAGCGGUGCGUUCCGACUGACGGAAAAGUUCGUGCUGUUGCUGGUCUUCAGCGCUUUCAUCACGCUUUGCUUCGGUGCCAUCUUCUUCCUGCCGGACUCCCCCAAAUUGCUCAGCGGCGUCUUCUUCCACUCGACCACCCUCCAACAGCCGCCGCCGCCGGCGGCGGGGCCGCCCGCCCAGAGCGAUCCGCACGUCCCGCCACCGGCCGGUGCGGGGAGUAGCAGCAGUUUCGGGGCCGGCUCGGCGGCGGCGGAGGAAGCGGCGGAGAACUUAGCCAAGAUCCGUGAGGAUCACGAGCGCGCUUUGCGAGAGGCGAAAGAGACUCUGCAAAAACUGCCCGACGAGAUCCGCAGGGAAAUCCACCAGGACAAGGUGAAGCUUCUCAUGCAGGACAAGUUGGGCCGGGGAGAGCCGGGGGCUCCCGGAUUGCCCGACCUACCUUUCCGCAAACCUAUCGGGGCCGUCGGAACAGAACCCAGCGACCUCGCCGUCCAGCAGAAAAGAGAAAAGAUCAAAGAGAUGAUGAAACAUGCCUGGGAUAAUUACAAACAUUAUGCCUGGGGAUUAAAUGAAUUGAAACCCAUAUCAAAACAAGGACACUCAAGCGAUUUAUUUGGUAAUAUUCAAGGAGCAACUAUUGUUGAUGCCUUAGAUACACUGUAUAUCAUGGAAAUGAAAGAAGAAUUCAAAGAAGCCAAAGAAUGGGUAGAAAAAAACCUUAAUUUUAAUGUGAAUGCAGAAAUCUCAGUUUUUGAAGUAAACAUCCGUUUUGUUGGGGGAUUACUUUCAGCAUACUAUCUUUCUGGAGAAGAGAUAUUCCGAAAAAAAGCAGUAGAACUAGGGGAGAAGUUGCUUCCAGCUUUUAAUACCCCCACAGGAAUUCCUUGGGCAUUAUUAAAUAUCAAAAGUGGCAUUGGUCACAACUGGCCCUGGGCUUCAGGUGGAAGCAGUAUUUUGGCAGAAUUUGGAACACUCCAUUUGGAGUUCAUACAUUUAAGCUACUUAUCUGGAAAUCCGCUGUUUGCUGAAAAGGUUAUGAACAUUCGAAAAGUAUUAAACAGAUUAGAUAAACCAGAAGGACUCUAUCCUAAUUAUUUAAACCCCAACAGUGGUCAAUGGGGACAGCAUCAUGUCUCCGUUGGAGGACUUGGGGAUAGUUUUUAUGAAUAUUUGCUGAAAGCAUGGUUGAUGUCUGAUAAAACAGAUGAAGAAGCCAGGGAAAUGUAUUAUAAUGCUGUUCAGUCCAUAGAAACCCAUCUAAUCAGGAAAUCCAGCAAUGGUUUAAUGUACAUUGCUGAGUGGAAAGGUGGCCUCCUUGAACACAAAAUGGGUCAUCUCACUUGUUUUGCUGGAGGGAUGUUUGUUCUGGGUGCAGAUGGAGCACCAGAUGAUCAAACUGGACAUCACAUUGAACUUGGAGCUGAAAUUGCCCGCACAUGUCAUGAAUCUUAUGAUCGUACAGGCAUGAAAUUGGGGCCAGAAGCUUUUCGAUUUGAUGGCGGAGUUGAGGCAAUUGCUACCAGACAAAAUGAAAAAUAUUACAUCUUAAGACCUGAAGUUAUAGAAACUUAUAUGUAUAUGUGGCGAUUCACUCAUGACCCCAAGUACCGGCAGUGGGGUUGGGAAGCUGUAGAGGCAUUGGAAAAAUAUUGCAGAGUAGAUGGUGGUUAUUCUGGCCUUAGGGAUGUUUACAGCAGUCGUAAAAGCCAUGAUGAUGUGCAACAAAGUUUCUUCCUUUCAGAAACGCUCAAGUACUUAUAUUUAUUAUUCUCUGAAGAUGAUAUUCUUCCAUUUGAACAUUGGGUCUUUAACACGGAGGCACAUCCUUUCCCAAUUAUUAAAAGAGGAAAAGAGGAAAAAGACAGCAAAUAAAGCUGUUUUGAAUUUUAUUUGGGCAUAUUAUAUGGCUGUUAAUGUUCUAGUUGGCAUUUUUUAGUUUUAAACCAGGUUCUGUUUCAUGUUUUGUUUCUUUCUUGUUUCGUUUCUUUGUUUGUUUUUGCAGUCUGCUAUCAACCUGGCAAUUUUUCUCAAGGAACCUAAUAUUAUUAAUUUUAAUUAUUAAUUUUUAUGUUUUCCCAGAACGUGUCAUCUCUAGUUUUUGUUGACCAUCAGUAUAAUGAGUACUUGGUCAAACAGAAUACAGAAUUCAUCAUGUUACUUACUUUUUACUUUAUGUUUAGACUGCAAAAUUGGUUCCUCCUCUGUGAGGAGAUGUCUGCUUUAAGCUGUAAUACUUUGCUGUGUUGCAAAAAGCCAUAAAGAAUUAAGUACGAAGAGCUUUUUUCUUUUUAAAUCUGCUCCAGUGGGAUUUGUCUGAUCAGUGGAGACAAAUCUAACUGUGACAGCCUCUUCUUAUGCGGGUCUAUCAUUAAUUGGUAAUCAGAAUACUUAGAAAGAUGUACUAUUCAUAUUAACCAGAUAUAGUUUUAUCUUAUCUGUAUAUACAAUUACAUUGAACUGUGGCUUGUCUUAGAAGCCUGGAUUAUGAAAUCUUUUUCACAUAUUUACAUAUCAAGCCUAACCACAGAUAACUUUCGUGCCCAUCUAUUUCUUUAUCUCUGAAUUUAUUUCAUAAACAACUGUGAAAUUGGGUUGACAUUUGGACAUGGCUUCACAGAUACUCUUUGAGACUACACAGUUCUCAAAGCCUGUCUUGGUGAAAAUAGAAGUUCAGCAGUAUUUUCACUGAAAGGAAAAAUCUGUUUCCUGUAAAACUUUAGUAGUUAUGCAAAAUGAACUAAUCUAAUGUGCGAUAUCCUUUUUGUGCUUUGAGAUUGGUUAGUCCAAUUCUAUAAGUCUCUAGUUAUUAUUUCCAACAUUCCAUUAGCUUUUUCUUCCACUUGACAGAUAUUGGGCACAAUAAUGUGGAAAGGGGGGGGGAUAAUAUACCUCAGAGGUACCAUGUUUUAGAAGUUCACACUGUGGUUCUAAUUCUCUUUUGAAAGAAUUGACCACAGUACUUUAAUGCUUUACUGCAGGGGGGAGGGGAACCUAAACUGUUCCCUACUUUAUCAAAUGUUGACUGACUUUUUUUUUUUAGUUUUGUUACGGAAUGGUUCUUUUUCCUGUUUACAUUUGGGAUGCUUCUGUAAAUAUUAUAGUUUUAAUAAGCAACAUUAAACAAUGCGAGUAGGGAUGGAUUUUAUAUGAUACAUCAUGUUUUCAUGUAACAAAGCAAAUUUUUGUUGAAAAAAAACCUGGGGAUUGAUGUACAAAAGAAGGGAACCUGUUGUGGUAGCCUUCAUUCAUUAUGUAGCUUUUAAAACUGAAUUUUGGCUAUCCUCUAGUCCUAAAAGUUUCACUGCAGUCCUAAUAUUGUAUUUACUAUACAGUGAUACAUCCCCCUACCUGGACACUCAAAUCAGUUUACACUGUUACUGCAAGUACAUUUAUGCUAUCAAAUUUAACUAUCUACGCUUUGAGCCAAAGUAAGAGGACUAAUUAUAAAAAUUGCAUAAACUUACUCCCUGUUCCGCAGACAACCUGAUGAUACAUAAUGUUGUGAGUAUCUGCACUGAUGUGAGGCUUUUCAAAACUUGCUACACCUCAAUGCAAUUAGUUUCCUCUGCACCAUGGCUUAGUCAUGCUACAGUGCUGCUGCAACAUCACAACUCUAUUUGUGAACCCUAUGGAUGAUCAUAUUGUGCUGGGUUUUAGGUUUUAGGUUUGGCCAUAAUGAUGAUCUGGUAGUCUGACUAGGGAGAACCACAAGCAAUAAUUCCCUUUCAUGCCCCUACCCUCCCAAUUUUACCUGAAUCUUUUUCUCUGACUCUCUCUGCCAGUUUGCAUAUUAAGUUUCACACACCCUCCAAGACUUAAAAACUAUUCUGAAAAUUAAACAUGGCAACUGAAAAAUCAGCAAGUAAAAUUAUUGGAGGAACAAGGACAUUCAUGUAUAUUUGGAACAGGACUGUUGCAGCUAGCAAUUUAUUAUAUUAAGACAUUUUUGUACAAAUGAUGUCAUUUCUUGAUUACAUAGAAGACUAACAUGCAUAUAACUUUGAGUAUCAAACUGAAAAAAAUGCUUCUCAUUUGUUGGGCUCAUGUAUUUUUUGUUUGGUUCUUUGCAUCCUGAAGUACCUUCACAUUAAGUUUUUCAAAUUCUGAUUUACAGAAAAGCAAAUACAAUUUCUAUCAUGGAACAUUGAGGGAAAUUAAUUUCUACUUUAUUUCCAUAUUUAAUGCCAAUAGGUGUGACGGGGAAAAAAAUAUUAAAAAUUAUAUCACAGCCCAAUUUUACAUAGGGACAGUUGAUUUUCUUGCCAUAAUAAUGGAAUAAGUAGUAAAGUUUCUUUUCAGUUGCAGGAAGUAUUAUAAUGCAGAUAUAACAUAAAAUUAAUUACCAAAUAACAUUAACCUCUUUAAUCAGCAAAGAAAGAUAGCUUCUGUAGCUGCUCAGCAUGUUAACUAGUAAGACAUAUAUGCGGUAUAUAAUUACGUAGUGUGAGAAUCAAACUAUAUACUGCUGUACAGGAUUUAUUAUUAAUAUUAUUCAUCCUGUUACAAAUCUACUGGUAUUGAUUGACCAAAAUACUUUUAAAGUCAAUGCACUUUCUGAAAGUAAGUGUAAUAGGGCAGCAAUCAUUUGUGUGGAUAAUAAUGUGCAAUAUUAUCGGUUCAAAGCCAUCACAUUAUUUUUUUAAAAAAAUAUGUAGCAGUUUUAAUGUAAAAACGUACAGUUGAUUUCCACUUCUUAAGCUUUAUUGUUCCAACUAAAGUGCCAUUUUUACUUUUUUUGGGAGCCACCAUUGAUGGUAAAAGUCUGUAAUGUCAUCUAACCCUGAAAUCCUUUCCCAAAACACACUGUAAGUUAUUAUUCCUCUUUAUGACGCUGUGCACUGCCAUGACUUGCCUUGCAUCAUCCAACAGAUGAUAGUUAAAUUCUUAGCCCUGUUCAAGACCUUUUGAAGAGUGCAUUUUGUGAAACUUUUUAAUUUCCUAAGAGUAAACUCAUAAAACUAAAAGUGGUUACCUGGUAUGACUAUCUCUAAUGCAGUACUUCAUAUUUGUUUGUUUUGUCAGUUGUUUGGUAGGACUAUCAGUCCUUUAUUGUCCCAGCCCACCUUAUAUCUUCCACAUACAGUAUAUCAUGAACAUACCAUGAAUCAUUUUCUCACUAUUAUGUUUACAUGAAGAUAUUUGGAAUAGCAAAUAAUUUGUUUGCUUUAAAAGGGUGUGCUUUUUUUGUUGUUGUUCUUUUGUUUUGUGUUUGGGGGUUUUUUGUGGGUUUUUUUUUUGGUUAAUAUAACAAGUAUUCCAAGACUGUAUGUCAUUGGGCUCAAAUAUCCUUUUCAGAAAUGCUGUGUUGGGCAUUCAGCAAUCCAAUUUCAAUAAUAUACCAGCUUGUUCCCAAAAAUGUGCCAGUCUUUAAAAAAAAUACAAGGGAAUUAUUUCACUUAUUCUUUCUAAUCAUUAUAUUUAGUUUGUGAAGCUUAUAUGGGCUCAUAUGUGGCAUUUCCCCUCCUCUUUUCACUGCCAGCCCUCCAGUGUAUACUGCAUCAAGGUGCCAUUUGGGGUAAAUUGGACUCUGACCUGCUCACAUGUAACCUUAAGCUAUAAUAGUCUAAUUUUGAGUUCCCAUAUUGUGUGUACUUAACUAUUGUGAUUUAUUUAAUAAAUCAUAGGCCAGUGAUCCAUGGCUUAAUUUAAUGUCUGUGAAGUUAAUAUUUUCCUAUAGUCAUCUUUGUCUGCUUCUAUAAAUUGAAUGAAAAAUGAACAUUUAAAAAAUUAUGCCCACCCCCUUUCCAUCCUUUAGAGGCAAUUAAUUGUGCAUAAUCUCCUCAAACGCAGUGACUCAUUUUUAUCAAUUUCAUUUUUUUUAAAGAGAGUUGUAAUUUUCUCAUUGGGGUUAUUAUUUAAAAGAGCACAACGUUUCUAUAGUUCUAUAACUUAGAGGUAAUCAGGUUGUAUGUACAAGCUGCACUAAUGUAUCUUUUUUGUAAAGUGAUGUAAGUAGACAAGAAGAUUGUAUAUCCCUUAGAAUUGCUAAGUAUAAAAGAAACAUUGUUUUAUAUCUUUAAAGCGGCAAAGUCGAGUUUUACAGAAAACUGCCAAAGUAUAAAGUUUCAGAUUGAUUGCCAUUUUAAAAAUUAUUGCUAAAACCCUGAAAUUAUUUACAAUGGUGUGAAUACCUUCAGAUUAUCUUUUUUAGAAUUUACUAGCAACGUCACACAAGCAACUUUGGGAUUCCCUUUUAUCCUUCCAGAAAUAACUGAAUUAAUGCUGAUCACUGUGUAUAUAGUUUAACAAUAAAGUAACUCUAUUUUUUUUAAGUGUCUUUUCCAAAGUAGACAGCAUUUAAAUUUCCAUUGCUUUUUAGCAAAAAAGCUAAAUCAACCACAUUGAUAUGCACAAUGUGGCUAUUCAAAUACUUAAUUUACAAAACCCUGGAAAUUCUUAAUUUAAGUGCCAUGUGUGUUGUAUGACAGCUUUAUAAUCCCAAAUGACACUGUUGGUAAAGUGAACUGAUCAUGCAGUCAUUUUGUUAUAAUGUUUUUGUUUGUGCAUAUUCCACUUAGUCUUUUUCCACCUUUAUAGAAAUAUCUGGUUACAAGAGAUCAAAAUGCUUAAUUUUUAAGAACUAUAUUUGUAAAAAAAAUCAAUUGUGAAUAAAGUCUUUUAGUAAAUG